Messenger RNA from Tachysurus fulvidraco (yellow catfish), 727 nucleotides. RefSeq names its product G protein subunit gamma 14 (gene gng14). The transcript has 2 exons. Gene Ontology annotation, cellular component: heterotrimeric G-protein complex. The record is from RefSeq and is a predicted model, not a curated record. Gene Ontology annotation, biological process: G protein-coupled receptor signaling pathway. Lineage: Eukaryota; Metazoa; Chordata; Actinopteri; Siluriformes; Bagridae. The coding region runs from base 379 to 600 and encodes 73 amino acids. Gene Ontology annotation, molecular function: G-protein beta-subunit binding.
AUGGUUUUUACUUUCGUCAAACCCAUUAAGUCUGGGCCAUUAAGGUUUAUUUCAUUCUGCCCCUGUAGGGAUUUUCUUUUCUGAGGGCGUGUGAUGUUGGUGUGACAUUUCUACACCUGCAAGUGCGACCUUUCAACUCGGCCACAUCACAAGAUGCUUUGAAGUGACCGCAGGAGCACACACAGGGAGGACAGUCCGACACGGGUUAAAUAGCCGGGACGGGAGAUCACAACACUACACAACCUUAGCAUAUAGGUGAACACGCAAAGUGCCGUCUCACAAGAAAAGCACUGAAUUCCCUGCAGAAUAAACCGAGCAGUCCAGAGCACAACCGAACAGAGACGUGGUUAGUCUCAUGCUGCAGGUUGAGGCUGUGAGAUGGAGGCUGGAAAAGUGUACAGCAGUAACACAGUGCUUCAAGCUAGAAAAGCUGUGGAGCAGCUGAGACUGGAGGCCAACUUGGAAAGGAUCAAGAUCUCAGCUGCGGCUGCUCAGCUCGUGCAGUACUGUCAGGAGCACCGACGUGGAGAUCCUCUGCUCACAGGCAUCGCAGCGUCCUCCAACCCAUUCAAGGACAAGAAGACGUGUGUGCUACUGUGAGAAUCCAGAACUAUGUCUUAUAUAUGUACAUGUCCAUAAAGGCAAAGUAUGAAUAUGUUUCUAUUGUGCAUGCCACUUUAUUAAUUUUUUUUAUCUUUAUACUUUAUUAAAUGUGUAUGUAAAUCAA